AUGGCCGCUGAAUCUUCGAAACGCUCGGACCUGAUAGAUGUGUCCUAUCAGCAACUUCACACCAUUCUCUGCGGUCGCAAUGAAGGAACCUCCCCAGAUCAAAUUAACGACUUCCUAACUCCACGAAUAUCCCAGCUCAAGUCAAUAUCAGAACCAUUUGGCAAGCCGUCCGACGCAUCUCGCAAGAAAAUUGAAAGCGGCUCGGUCGAACUUCCAGACAAAGUUGUGGUUCGCGUAGAGGAUGCAGACAAAGACUUUGUCUUCGCCAUCAGUUCAAAGUUCCAAAUCGAUGAAAUACAAGCCCUGAUCCUCUUCAGGUCGUUUCUAUUCAAUGAGGGCCUUGGCGAUGCGACCAUGACCGAAGAGCUGCUGGAAGCAAUCACACCAUUCUACUUUGAGCAGCGGCUGCACAUCCUCCGAGUCCUCAUUCCUCUACUCCGAGGGGACGAGAAUGAAAUCCUGCAGAAAAUCAUCUCGGAUCCCCGCCAGUUUGUCAGCUCGUUGAUCGCAGAGUACGUGCGCAAAACGAAGGAGGGGACGAGCAGUGACGAUCCGCGGACGGCGUCUAAAUGGGCGAAACAGAAUCUCAAGGAACAGCUCAUCUUGCUAGAGGUGCUUUUCGCGACGAUGUGGGGGUAUGUCGCUUGUAGUGGACCGCUGGUGGUGGAGAUUUAUGAGGCGGCAUAUUCGACCAACCUAGGUGCCGUCCAACAGAACUCGACGCUGCUGCUUGAUGAAGAGGGAUUACAGUUGCAGCAAGACUGCGCAGCCCUAUGGAUGCUGAUUACCGUAGAGGUGCUGGAACUAGAGACGCUAUCGGAGCCAGAGGCCGUGCAGAUCUCAAACGAACCUGCCAACAAAGACCUUUAUAUCGCCGACCCGGAUUCGUUGAAACGAAUCCACGAGCUAGUCAUAUCGAAUGCCCACAGUCAGUACGCGUGCGCCUACUUGGGCUGGGCAUUCGUCCUCUCGCGACUACGGGCGGCGGCCUCAGGGUUGAAGGAGAUGCCGCCAAACUUCCACAGCUUCUUCGAGUCGCUGGAUAGCCAGCUUGGUCGCUCCUAUUCCAAGGACAGGGAACCUAUAGACCAGCUGAUGGUACAAACGUGCUUAGACCCGGGUGUAGGGUUGUUCAGUCUCAUCCACUCGUUGCUCACUUGCUCCCCUCUCUUCGUGACGGCCAUCUCCUACAAGACCGGGUCAACCGUGACAGAUCCAAAUGGGCUAGCCUUCCGGUCAGUCCUAAAAGGAUUGCUCAUGGCUCUUGUUGAGCUUGUUCCGGUGGAACUCAUUCCCGAUUUUGAUGGAUUGGUUCAGGUCUGGAUAGCGUUGUUUGGUCGAAGUGAGAGUGAAUCUAUCUCCGGCAUCUGCAUGCAGUUCUGGCAAGCAGACUGGCCUCGCGGAAUCGCACGACGAGCAAUCUUCGACGUAGCGCGCUCAAGAUUUCCCAUACAACUCAAACCCUUGAUCAGGCUGCUGCGAUCCAUGACUGGGUCUGGGUUCCUGGACACUGACGAGCUGUCUACGGCGGAUCACUCUAAUGAAGGGAUGGGGCUCACCACAGAUCGGGAUACAUGCGAUAGACAUGUCUUCUACUACAUGGACAAGCUGCCGACAUUUUCCCAGGUGAUUCCGCUCAGCGCUUGCACGGGUGCCCACGCACAAUACGAAAGACAACAAGAGCGAUACAGCUCAUCUAGCACGGGCGGCCUGACGUACCUCAAUUUACAUCCCAUACACCUCCCAGGAGGGUCGAUCUUACCCGCCCGAACCCCUGGACGGCUCCUCAGUGGUGACAACGGGGACUUCAUAGUUGUUAGUUGGCAACACGAACAUUCGGGCUGGAAAUUGGUGCUGGAGGUACUGACAGAUUAUGUCAAUCGUCGGCGGAAAUAUACUGGGUUUGGUGGAGGAUAUCACGACGUGUCCUAUGCGAAGAAAAGCUCUAACCAAGUCACAACACUACUAUUAGAGGACGUCGGGGUGGAAAUUCCUCCAGAGGGCGACGAUGAACUCAUCACGGAUUGCUUCGACCUCAUACGCAGCCUGAUACAAGACAACCCGGUACAGGCAGAGCAGUUGGUGCAAGCAAUGGAAAGCGAAAACGGUGUUGUUUCCGCCGACUUGGACGAGACCACACCGCCCAAUGUUGUGCAGCUAACGACAAUGAUCCUUGAAGAGGCCCUCUCUCGUACACACUCUGCUGCCCGCGACGCCUCACACGCACGUCUCAUCACGUCCGCCAUGAGUGUCUUGUCCGCUCUCCUCGUCCUUCCCGCACAUUCCAAGCGCGUUUGGUUGUAUAUCCGUUCCACGACAGCAAUGUUUGGCUCUGAGCGCAACCACGGAUUCGCUUCGGUUGCCUUGGCCGCUGAGCGAGUAACGGGGCAUUAUACGAUGACACUGGCGCUCUUGCACUUGGUACAGCAACUGUUCUCGGAAGCAGCUACCUCCAUUGUUCCAGAUAACCCUCGGCUAAUGCAAGUGAAGGAGGAAGUCCUUUUGCGCGCGGUACGAUUUGUGCACACCGAAGUUUGGGUCGAGCAUCUAGGUUGGAAGUAUGCCCAACUGGGAGAUAGAUUCGAAAUCGGCCGGCGAAUAAGUUCGCUAUAUAGCAACAUCCUCACGAAUGCCCCUCCUUCGCUCGAGAAGCGCCCGUUCCCUACUCUCAGCCAAGCAAUCGCCGAUGUCUUGUUGCUCAAGGCCACGACAGCAGCAAUCAACCCCCUCGUCUCUGCUGUAUGCUCUGGCGGGCAGAUCGUCUCCAAGCUUUACGACACCAGGCGUAUCAGCGAAGCCAGACGCCUAAUCUUUUUGUUAUCGUCGCACUUGCAUCUCAUGAGUCAGAUCCUAUUGUGCAAGCAAAAGUCGUCCAUGGCUACCUCCUCUUGUCUGCUGGAACAAGCCCUGUGUUCUCGUAUCAGCGGGAUAGCGAUUCCUAUGGAGGGAAGUCGUUUCAAGCUGGAUCCGAUCGAUGUUCUUGCAUCGUAUGUGAGGCAUCGUGAUCUUGGCGAGGAAGUCCCGCGGGAGGCUAUGUGGGUUCUAUACCACCUAUGCACUACCCUAUCCGUGUCUCAACCAUCACCACCUACGAUUAUCGGUCACCUUUCGAAUCCCGAAGCAACAGUCGCGUCACUUGUGAGAAUCAUUCAACAUCCAUACGACGAUUUGAAUUUGCGCAAUGCUGUCUGGAGCUUCAUUGCCCUUGCCGUGGACAAAGAACCGGCGCUUGCGAGUCUCUUUGCCACAGGCCGAUUCCGCACGCCGCCGGAGUUCAAGGGGAAAGGCAAAGUGAAGCUCGUGGAGGAUAGCGCAGAAAAUCCGAAAACAACGAGUGCACUGGAGGUAGCGCGGGAUGUGCUUGUCAAUUGGAAGGCGAUGUGGGAGAUGAAUCCCCAGCUUCUUUCGUCUGUCGUGCGCUUCCUGUACGCUGUCUGGCAGCAUGGGCUGGAGCACAAGGUGAUUAUCGAGGAUAUUCGCGAGAAUAAAGCUUUCUGGGAGCAGGUUGUAGCCCUUGCUUGCGAAGAGUCAACGCCAGCACCCGACUAUCAGGUGGAGUGCUUUAUCUCUGUAGAAGGCACCAAUCGUUCCAAUUUAGACGAUGCCGUAGCCUGUCAUGCGUAUCGCACCAUGGCAAAGGCUUAUGCGAUUCACAUUCUCACCCUCGACCUUAACAUCCACUUCCAGUCGCACCCCCGCGACGCUGUCCCGUCCAAGCCUACUAGCUACACGCAAUUAGAGGGUCACCUAAAACAGGAAGAUCAGAUGACGGACUUGCUCUCUGAAGCGGCUUCGAAUUCAUACGAGCCCAGCUUGCACGACCACCUUACGGAGCUGUUGGAUUCCCAGUUCCCUGGGACCUCCAUCGAGCUGCUCGAGCGUCCUGAACCAAUCCAAGCCCGGACGUUUGGGGAUGAUUUCACCUUCUCAUUGUCCCUUCUUCAGACUCGAUUGCACGCUUUCGCCCCGCUACCCACAAAUGAAGACUACAUGGAGAACAUGGAUCUGGCUCAAAGGCAGCUUUGUUCCAUCAACCUGAAUUUAUCUUUAAGCCACUCUCAGUCGUUCCUCGCAGAGGCUUGGCAGUCCCUCCUUCGUCGAGCCAGCCCCUACCUAAGAGGAGAUGACUCUAUCAGACCGACAAUGUUAAGCAUUGCCGCGAACGUGUCCUACAGUAUCUCUCAAGAGCAACGGUCCGGUGACAUGAUGGCCAUCAUACACGGUACCAGAUUGUCGCUACUCCUCAGCAUGCUCGAACUCGUUUGGUUUUCGUCUUCGGAGAAACCAAACGAAGUCAAAGCGUUCAUAGAUGUCAUUCGCAACGUCCACGGUAUAUCGCUCAAUGAAGCACAAUCGCCAUCGAGAUCGUUCAUGGGUUCCUUGACUGUACCUUUCCACCAGUCGCUUCUACAACUCGUUUAUUUCUGCGCUCGACAAGCAAGAAGUAUUCUACCCCGGCCCAAAGCGACAACGGCAGAACAGCGCUUGGAUAUCUCUGCGAUGAUCGAAUCGACAUUGACAAUGGUAGUUGAUGCCUUGAGUAUUGUAUUUGACUCGGCUAGUUCAAGGAACGACAUUGAAUUAGACCGUGACAUGGAGCUUCUAGUGGCCGUCUUUGAACAAUGCACGCGGCAGGACAUCAACGCUUCGUCCACAUCAUGGCUGGCUCGCUUUCAGGAACGGGACGUUCUACAAGCUAGUCUCAAUCUUUUCACCCGUAUUGAUCUUGUAGGCCUUGCCGAUUUACCACUGCUGCUAUCUCGAAAGAACCCGCUCUAUACACCACAUAUCCUCACUUUCCACAUGGCGCUAGCAAGCAUACCAUCUGCUGCACAACGCCUAGCCAGCGGGGGCAUUUUGGCGGCGUACAGCAAUAAUCCCAUUGGUGCGGCUGCAAGUUCUGGGCUGAUUGACACCACCAUCCCCGAAGUACCUGGCGAGCGUAGCCCGGCGCAUCGCAUCUAUUGCACGAUGCUUUCCAUUGUGGCGGGUAUUCUGACAGCUCUUGGGCGCCAGAGCCACUACUUCGAUGCGGAGGCAAGCGGCCUCCUUCAACUAUACGACGGUCAAAUAUCGAGAACGUUGUCCUGGACGAUCGGUGAUUCGCUGAGUUUCGCGUUAUUGGAAGAGAUGGAACAAACAGUCCACGUCUUCUCCACUCUGGCCUCCAACGCUCCUUCACCUUCCAAUAUCCACCCAGCUGUUGAGAAGGUGCUGCGAACCUUCACCGAGCGCGCCCUUCUUCUUCUUCAGCAAUUGAACUACGCUGUAACGCAUCCGAACCACCUCGCCAGCCUCAUCGAGCCCACUACGUCUGAGGAGCGCAUCCAGCUAGAUAAAGAGUCAGCUAUAUCGGAUCCCUUGAAACGGCCGCUCAUCGCCCAACUCAUCCAUCGCUUCUUCCGUCUCUCCAGCAACCUUCUCUCCACAUUGAUUAGCAUCAGCCGAGCUGACACAGUAUUGCUGCAAGACCAAGAAGAUUGGCCAGUCCAAGAGGCGUGGCUUGUUCCGCACUCGAAGAUCGUUCUCGGCGAACCUGCAUCGUUAGGCACUCUUCUCGAAUUGGGAAACUCUACGCUUGAUAUCCUCCGAGAGCUCACUGGUCGACCUGCUGGGGAAAGCUUGACGCAGAAACCAUCCGGAUCAGACUCAUUGAACGUUCGCCAGGGAGUCGAAACGGCGCGAUACAAUCUAGAGGGGAUUCUGACAUAUGCUAUCACACAAUUGGCGAUGUGGCUAUGCAAACCUGAGUUUGAUGGUGGUGCUGGAGAUACUGAUGGGGAGGAGCAGAUGAUGGACGAGCGUCGGCCACCCAGGCCUUCUGCUAGCUUGGCUGGUCGGUUACGGAGAGGGAUGACGGGUGAGAUGGCUGCUGAUUUGCAGUCGCUCCUCACAAAAACGCAACCCAUGAUUGCAAAAAGUGAUACUGUCUUAGGGAAAGGGCACGUAGACAUGACAGGUAUCUUGUCCAAUUUCCUACGUGAACGUAUCCUUAAGUUGGAGAACUCACCACUGACAGUCUUCGCCACUUUUGACGCCAACCCUUCUUGUUGGUACCUAACGCAAGUAUACAGCGUCGAUAUCUACUCGCGGCGACAACGAUUCGAAGAUCCUUAUAACGUAACAAGACGCAGGGAAAAGGCCAACAAGACCGUCUGGGACCACGGCUUCGAGUUCCUAGACAUCCUAUUUUUGCGUCUAGACUUGCGUGUGCUCAAGGAGCCCCAUGAUCCAUUAUCUAUCCCCAACCUACCAGCCACGAUGCGAAAUGAUCACACGAAGAAGUAA
Molecule: messenger RNA, 6288 nt
Organism: Pleurotus ostreatus (oyster mushroom)
Lineage: Eukaryota; Fungi; Basidiomycota; Agaricomycetes; Agaricales; Pleurotaceae
Exons: 5
Coding region: 1-6288 (2095 amino acids)
Biological process (GO): protein import into nucleus; RNA export from nucleus
Cellular component (GO): nuclear pore inner ring
Molecular function (GO): structural constituent of nuclear pore
Source: RefSeq, a predicted model, not a curated record